Entelurus aequoreus (snake pipefish) is the source of this 1773-nucleotide messenger RNA. RefSeq names its product parvin, gamma (gene parvg). The transcript is spliced from 13 exons. Gene Ontology annotation, molecular function: actin binding. The coding region runs from base 81 to 1091 and encodes 336 amino acids. The record is from RefSeq and is a predicted model, not a curated record. NCBI's taxonomy places the organism in Eukaryota, Metazoa, Chordata, Actinopteri, Syngnathiformes, Syngnathidae. Gene Ontology annotation, biological process: substrate adhesion-dependent cell spreading; cell projection assembly; establishment or maintenance of cell polarity. Gene Ontology annotation, cellular component: cytoplasm; actin cytoskeleton; focal adhesion.
AUUUUAUUUUCUCAAGAAGAAAUAAAGCGCUGACUCCUUUUCAGCUUCUCCAAUCGCGGCCAACUUAGUCCCACUGAAGGAUGAACAGAGGGGGCGCUAUGGAGGCUGACGUCUUCCACAAUGCCAAAGAGGACGAGCACAUGGACGCUCAAACCUUCGCAGCGGGCAAGAUGAAGAUGAUCCAGCCAGAGUCCAUGAAGGACCCCAAACUGGACAAGCUGAAGGAGCAGGUUCUGCUGGAUUGGAUCAAUAAGAGUCUGAAAGCAGAGCACAUCGUGGUCCAGAGUGUGGAGGAGGAUCUCUACGAUGGCCUGGUCCUUCAUCACCUGCUGGCCAGGUUGGCCGGCGUCCACUUGACCUUGGAGGAGAUGGCUCUGACCUCCUCGGCUCAGAUCCACAAACUGGAAGCGGUCCUGGAGGAGUUGGACAAGAGACUGGACCAGCAGGACACCAAGUGGGACGUCAGCCUCAUACACAAGAAAGACCUCCUGGCUACUCUUCACCUGCUGGUUGCCAUGGUGACACGUUUCCAGCCUGAAGUGGAGCUGCCUUCAGACGUGAAGGUGCAAGUGGUGGUGCUGGAAGUGAGCAGGACAGGAAUCCGAUCUGAUGUUCAAACAGAAGUCCUGACAGAGGACAGUGGAUUCAACUCACAGGAAGUCAGCAACAGAAGAGAUAAUAAUGACCCCAUGGAGCAGCUGCUGAAGAUGGAGGUGAAGCAGGCCGUGCUUGACUUUGUAAACAAGACCAUGGCCAGCGUUGGACUGCAGGUGUUGGACUUGGACAAGCAGUUCUCUGAUGGCGUCAUUCUGCUGCUGCUCAUUGGACAGCUGGAAGGUUUCUUCAUUCCUCUCUCGGACUUCAGUCUGACCCCCCACAGCCAUGAAGACAUGCUCCACAAUGUCAGCUUGGCCUUGAACCUCCUGGCUGAUUUGGGCCUGCAGGUGUCCGCUGUUCAAGCACAAGAUGUGGUUUCUCAGGACGUGGCUGCCACCUUGAAGGUCCUCUACGCUCUCUUUAGCAAGCAUGGAGGAGGAUGCAAACAGGAAGUGGAAGGAAGAGCAUCAUGUGACCACAGCUGUCACUCAUAGUGUUACAGUAGUUCCACUCCACUCCUUCAGGGGGCAGUGAUGGGCACAUAGUAUAAAAUAGCAGCAGAAAAAUGAUCAACAAAUACCAAAAAAUGUGAAGAAUUGAAGAUACAUUAUAUUAUAUAUAUGUUAUAUGUUAUGCUUUUUUGGUAGAUUUUCUUUAUAGAUAUGAUUUCAAAUAUUUAAUACAUAAACAAUUUAAAGAUAUUUCUUCCGUUUUUGUGGAUUAUUUACAACAGACGUAAUUAUAUUUUUUGUUUUAACUACGUUUUUUUGUAGGUUUUUCACAAUCAAUGACUUAAGAUUUAUUUUUAUAUAUAUUAAUUAAAUAAGUGUAUUUUGCUGAAAAAAAUUGUUGCACACAUUUUCCAAAUUACUACAGAAUUGUAUUUUUUAUUCAAACUAUUUUGUUCUAUUGCAGAUUCUUUUUUUCGAUCAAGGAAAUUAAAAUUGUUCGUCUUUACUGGAGUAUUUUUCGCAGUUACACAUUUAAUUACAGAAACAAUGGAAUUAAAUAAAUAGAAAUGCGUCUUUUACAAGAUAUUUUUUUGUUGAGGGGUAUUUGGAUUAUUCCUUACGUUUUCCACAUUUACAACAUAAUAGUCUGUUUUAUUCAAACUACUUUGUUCUAAAUGUUGCAGCUUUCAUUAAAAAAUACAUUCAAUUAAAGAGGUCCAUCUUU